ACUUUACAAUAGCGCGAUCUUACGAAAUGUCGCUCUUCGACUUAUAAUGUUUAAGUGUUUGCCAAUCAUAGGACCCUGUGGUCGACAUAUAGAUCAUAUUGAUAGGCGUCAUUCAAAGCUUGAACAGGUUCCGGAUGACGUCAUAAGAAGUUUUCGAACUCUUGAGGAAUGUCGCUUGGAUGCCAACCAAAUCAAGGAGUUACCGAAGAACUUCUUCCGCCUAAAGCGAAUUCGUCUCCUGACAUUGAGUGACAAUGAACUUACCCGUUUACCAAAUGGAAUUGGCAGCUUUUCGAAUCUUGUGGAGUUGGACAUCAGUAGAAAUGAUAUAUCUGAACUCCCGGCAAGUAUUCGGUUCUGUGAUUCUUUACAGAGUUUGGAUGUAAGCAAUAAUCCUUUGCAAAGCCUACCUGCUGGUUUCUGCCAGUUGCGCAAUCUUCGAGUUUUAUGCUUGAAUGAUAUUUCGAUCGCUGAGCUUCCGGAGGAAAUAGGCAGCUUACAAUUAUUAGAAAAAUUAGAACUUCGUGAUAAUUGUCUCAAGUCAAUACCAGACUCAUUCGCUGAUCUUAUUCAUUUGGAGUUUCUUGAUCUUGGUGCCAAUGAGUUUCAAGAGUUGUCUCCCGUAAUUGGCCAACUCUCCCAAUUGAGCGAAUUAUGGAUAGAUGAUAAUGAACUGAGAUCAUUACCUGAAGAGCUGGGAAAUCUUGGGAAUUUACAGCAAUUGGAUCUAUCAGAAAACCUUAUUUCUUCUCUACCUGAAAGCAUUUCAGGAUUGGUUUCAUUGUCGGACUUAAAUUUAUCACAAAAUACUAUAACACAUUUACCGAAUGGCUUAGGUGAUUUGAAAAAGUUGAUUAUUCUAAAACUCAAUCAAAAUCGACUGCUUACGGUGACACCGACUAUAGGAAACUGUUCAAGUUUACAAGAAUUAUACUUGACUGAAAAUUUUCUUUCUAAACUCCCACCUUCUAUUGGCAAUUUAGCUUCCAUGUUUCAUUUGAAUGUAGAUCAAAAUCAACUAACUGAGUUGCCCGCUGAGAUUGGUCAAUGUACAUCACUUAAUAUUUUGUCUCUUCGAGAAAAUAAUUUGCAUAGAUUACCUGAUGAAAUUGGUAAUUGUACACGUUUACGAGUUCUAGAUGUUUCUGGCAAUAGACUUGAUCGAUUACCGUUUAGUUUAUCAAAAUGCUCAUUAACAGCUUUAUGGCUUUCACAGAAUCAAUCUCAACCAGUGAUUACAUUGCAAAGAGAUAUAGAUCCUAUAACACAAGAACAAUAUCUAACAUGUUAUUUACUACCACAAGAUCAACUUGACUCACGUGUUGAAACUGAUCCAACUAUGUCACCAUCUGAAUUAGAUAGUUUUUCUACUUCAUUAAAUCCUAACAGCAAACCAAAUCAUGAUUUACUUGAUAAUAUCAGUACAGAAAUAAAUCAUGCUUAUGAGCCUGCAGAUAUGCAUAUCUCACCAUCAAAAUAUGAAUCAACCAAACCAUCGAUUUCGCCGUCAUCAACAUUAAAUGAUAAUUUAACAAUGACAAAUACACUUAAUUCAUCCUGUACAUCAUCAAAUCAUAUAAAUGAUCUUUCUACUUCAUCUACACAUUCAUCUUUAUCUAUACCACCAACAUCUGUAUCAACUCGUGUUCAUUUCUCCGGUUCAGUGAAACCUGAUGAAAUGGACAAGUCGGCCUCUAAAGGUUUCCCAAAAACACGUCAUCCUCGUUCCAGUAGAAAAACUGCAGAUAAUCAUCUUAUUAGUGGUAAAGAUGACUUAAAUCAACACGGAAAUAUAUCAAUUGUUGUUGAAUUUCAGUUUGACAUAGAAUCAUCUAUUCUUCUCGAGUAUUUAUUCUAA
Schistosoma turkestanicum is the source of this 1858-nucleotide messenger RNA. The record is from the annotation of a GenBank genome assembly. Lineage: Eukaryota; Metazoa; Platyhelminthes; Trematoda; Strigeidida; Schistosomatidae.